Molecule: messenger RNA, 1245 nt
Organism: Sorex fumeus (smoky shrew)
Lineage: Eukaryota; Metazoa; Chordata; Mammalia; Eulipotyphla; Soricidae
Gene: EBP
Product: EBP cholestenol delta-isomerase
Exons: 5
Coding region: 267-959 (230 amino acids)
Biological process (GO): cholesterol biosynthetic process
Cellular component (GO): membrane; endoplasmic reticulum
Molecular function (GO): cholestenol delta-isomerase activity; steroid Delta-isomerase activity; C-8 sterol isomerase activity
Source: RefSeq, a predicted model, not a curated record
GCGUGGGGGCGGGGCCAGCAGCACAUAGAGAGCUCCCAUUGGUUGGAAGCGGCACCGGUCACACUCCCAGUCCCUCCAUUGGUCCUAUCUGUAAGACGUAGUCCCAGUAAAAGGAUGGGACUUCACUAGGGAUGUUAAGAUACUGCAAGGCAACUUAGAGAAAGCUGGGAGCCCGUGGGAGAGGCUGCUGCGACGCGCUGGUGGGUUCUUCUGAUCCAUUUUUGUGCCUUUCUAUUCUCCACGCAAGACUGAAAGUCCAUAGAGACAUGGCCACCAAUGCCAGCCCCUCGCAUCCAUACUGGCCACGCCACCUGCAGCUGGAUAACUUCGUGCCCAAUGACCGCCCCACCUGGCAUAUCUUGGCUAGUCUCUUCUCUGCCUCGGGAGUCUUAGUUGUGACUACAUGGCUGCUGUCAAGUCGUGCUGCAGUCAUCCCACUGGGAACUUGGAGGCGAAUGUCCCUAUGCUGGUUUGCCGUGUGUGGCUUCAUUCACAUGGUCAUUGAAGGCUGGUUCAGCCUCUACCACAGGGAUCUUCUGGGGGACCAAGCCUUCUUGUCCCAACUCUGGAAAGAAUAUUCCAUGGGAGACAGCCGCUACCUUCUCAAUGACAACUUUGUGAUCAGCAUGGAGACCAUCACGGCUUGUCUCUGGGGACCGCUCAGUCUCUGGGUGGUGAUUGCCUUUCUCCGCCAACAGUCCUUCCGUUUUGUCCUACAGCUUGUAGUCUCAAUGGGUCAGAUCUACGGUGAUGUGCUCUAUUUCAUGACCGAGUACAUUGAUGGAUUCCAGCAUGGGGAGGUGGGUCACCCACUCUACUUCUGGUUUUAUUUUGUCUUCCUGAAUGCCCUGUGGCUGGUGGUGCCAGGGAUCCUUGUGCUUGAUUCAGUGAGGCAACUCGCCCAUGCCCAAAGUAUGCUGGAUACCAAGACAACAAAAAACAAGAGGAAGCAGAACUAAUGAACAGUGAACUGGACUCACACGGUGAACUGACAGAGAACCCUCUAAUGGCCCGGAGAGAGCAGUCCUGUUUCUACAGGUUGGAGGGACAAAGCAAAUGGAUUUCUCAAACUCAGGCUGAUGGGAAGAGAUGAAAAAGGACCAAAGAUAAGGGUGGGGGGUAGAGAAAAAAAGGAGCUGUUUAGGGCUCCUGCCAGAAGCCAUUGGGACAAAGGUCCAAGAGAACCUAGGAGGUCCAUGACAGUGGCAUAUUUUAAAAUCAGGAAAUAAAAGACCUUGACCCUAA